This is a messenger RNA of Nicotiana tabacum (common tobacco), 1723 nucleotides long. The record is from RefSeq and is a predicted model, not a curated record. Lineage: Eukaryota; Viridiplantae; Streptophyta; Magnoliopsida; Solanales; Solanaceae.
CACCAAUGUAUUACAAUGGAGUCUAUCAUCUAUUCUACCAGUACAAUCCAAAAGGAUCAACAAUGAACAACAUUGUUUGGGCUCAUUCAGUCUCAAAAGACUUAAUCAAUUGGAUUAAUUUAGAGCCUGCAAUUUAUCCAUCCAAACCAUUUGACAAAUAUGGAACAUGGUCUGGUUCAGCAACUAUUCUCCCUGGUAACAAGCCCAUUAUUUUGUACACUGGAGUGGUAGAUGCCAACAUGACCCAAGUCCAAAAUUACGCCGUCCCGGCCAACUUAUCCGAUCCAUAUCUCCGUGAAUGGAACAAGCCCGAUAACAACCCGUUGAUCGUCCCGGAUAUCAGCAUCACCAAGACCCAAUUUCGUGACCCGACAACAGCUUGGAUGGGCAAAGAUGGUCAUUGGAGAAUUGUGGUAGGAAGUUCAAGAAACCGUGGUGGGUUGGCAAUAUUGUAUAGAAGUAGGAAUUUCAUGAAAUGGAUCAAGGCUGAGCAUCCACUUCAUUCAUCUGCCAAAACAGGAAAUUGGGAAUGCCCAGAUUUUUUUCCUGUUUCCUUGCAAGGUUCUAAUGGUUUAGAUGCAUCGUACAACGGAAAAUAUGUUAAGUACGUUCUCAAGAAUAGCCUUCCUGUUGCCGCGUUUGAGUACUACACAAUUGGUACAUAUGAUGCCAAACAAGAUAGGUAUAUUCCAGAUAACACUUCAGUCGAUGGUUGGAAAGGAUUGAGACUUGACUAUGGCAUUUUCUACGCGUCUAAGUCGUUCUACGACCCUAGUAAGGACCGAAGAAUCGUGUGGGGUUGGUCUUAUGAAUUAGAUGGUCUCCCCAAUAAUGAAAACAACAAAGGAUGGGCUGGAAUUCAGGCUAUCCCGCGUAAAGUAUGGCUUGAUUUCAGUGGUAAACAAUUAGUUCAAUGGCCUAUUGAAGAAUUAAAAACUCUAAGAAAGCAAAAUGUCCGAUUGAGCAACAAAAGGCUGGAUAAUGGAGAAAAGAUUGAAGUUAAAGGAAUCACAGCGUCGCAGGCUGAUGUUGAAGUGACAUUCUCCUUCUCUAGCUUAGACAAGGCAGAGCCAUUUGAUCCUAGUUGGGCUGAUCUUUAUGCACAAGAUGUUUGUGCAAUUAAGGGUUCAACUGUUCCAGGUGGGCUUGGGCCAUUUGGCCUUGCAACAUUGGCUUCUCAAAACUUAGAAGAAUACACACCUGUUUUUUUCAGAGUGUUCAAAGCUCAAGAAAAUUUUAAGGUUCUUAUGUGCUCUGACGCCACAAGGUCUACCACUCAACAUUAUAAUGCAAUGUGCAAACCCUCAUUUGCUGGAUAUGUAGAUGUGGACUUAGUGGACAAAAAGUUAUCUCUUAGGAGUUUGAUUGAUAACUCAGUAGUGGAAAGUUUUGGUGCUGGUGGCAAAUUAUGCAUAACAUCAAGGGCUUAUCCAACAUUAGCAAUUCACGACAAAGCACAUUUAUUUGCCUUCAACAAUGGUACAGAGAUGAUCACAAUCGAGACUCUAGAUGCCUGGAGCAUGGAUACACCUAAAAUAAACUAAAAAGUUGUGAGAAAUAAACUUGGGAAAAAUAAAUAAACAAAUAGAUAGAUUGAUUGAUAGAUAGAGAGACCUUUUCCCAGGCAUUUGAUAAAGUAGGAUCUACAAGUCCUAAAGAACUUAUCAAGAAAAGACGAAGUUUCUAUAGAAUUUAUCACUAUAGUAUCUUUGUACAGAUUAUU